AUGGCUUCUAGUUAUUUUGUUCACACUCUCAUCUCUCUAUUCAUUACACCAUUAGUUCUUAUUGCAUUCUUUGCCUUUUUCCCCUUCUUUUGCAUCUUUAGGAUCAUCCUUUUUCUAUGUAGGCUUGUGGUGAGUGAAAACAUGAAAGGAAAAGUUGUUCUUAUCACCGGCGCUUCAUCAGGAAUUGGAGAGGAAUUGGCUUAUGAAUAUGCAAGAAGAGGUUGUUCAUUAGCAAUUGUGGCGAGAAGGGAGAAGAAGCUUUGGAAAGUAGCUGAGAAGGCAAAGAGUUUAGGGUGUCUAGAUGUCAUAUCAAUCAGAGCUGAUGUAUCCAACGUUCAACACUGCAAACGAUUUGUAGAUCAAACUGUGAAACACUUCGGCCGCUUGGAUCAUCUCGUCAACAAUGCUGGAAUCAUAUCUUUGUGCUCUAUCAAUGAUGUGACGGACAUUACCAUGUUUACAUCUCUUAUGGAUAUCAACUUCUGGGGGUCUGUUUACCCAACAUAUGUUACAAUUCCUCAUCUUAAGAAGACAAGAGGGAAAGUGUUUGUCAAUUCUUCAUCUGGUGCAAUUUUUCACCCACCGUCUAUAAGUUUCUAUACUGCGAGUAAAGCUGCACUAAUAAGCUUUUAUGAGACUAUGAGAGUGGAAUUGGCUCCGGAAAUCUCAAUUACUAUUGCAACGCUAGGUUACACCGACUCUGAAAUAUUGGGAGGAAAACACUUGAAGGAUGGUGUCAUGCAAAUUAACUCACAGCUAUUUAGUGAUGCUACUGUUCUUCCAGUUAUCAGUUGUAGUGACUGUGCAAAAUCAAUUAUCAGUGCAAUAUGUCGAAAAGAACGAUAUAUUACAGAGCCAAAAUAUAUUAGCGUGCUCUUCUUCGUUAAAAGUCCGCUGCCGACCAGCGGCCACCGCGAACAGCAGCAACUGAUCAGUGACCAGCGGCAGCCCACCAGUCAGCGUCUCAACAAUCAGUGA
Molecule: messenger RNA, 978 nt
Organism: Solanum tuberosum (potato)
Lineage: Eukaryota; Viridiplantae; Streptophyta; Magnoliopsida; Solanales; Solanaceae
Product: 11-beta-hydroxysteroid dehydrogenase 1B-like
Exons: 7
Coding region: 1-978 (325 amino acids)
Cellular component (GO): cytosol
Molecular function (GO): oxidoreductase activity
Source: RefSeq, a predicted model, not a curated record